AUGAGCAGCAUGAAACUGCGCGAUAGCAUUCGCGCACCGCUAAGAUAUGGGGAAGACGAUGAUUUUGAUGAAUCGAGACGAACCUCGCUGCGCUAUGGAUGCGAUGACUUCUUUGAUGACUCCGUGGAGCUUGGGGAGUCAGGCAGACCGCGCCCCCAGAAGAAGCGCAAACCCAACAACUAUGUCCCAUUCAACCCAAACCUGCCACCAGCCGCAUUCCCUACUCUGGACAGGCCACAGCCAGCUCGCGACCCCACCAGACAGAAUCGUGCCGGUGAUGACAAGGAAGACGACAGGCAGGCCAAUGGCAUCCUACUUCCUCCCCUCAAUGAGAGGUCGGCGCCAGCAUUGGCUCCCCUUGAGAUGGAAGAUGUCCCAAUGAGCCGUUUUGAGGAUCAUAUCGGCAGUAACAAUAUGGAUAACCCGGUGUAUGCGAGAAACGUUGAGCUGGCGAGCAUGGCUCACAUGGAUCCCACGGGUUUCGAGGAAAUGGACACCUCUUCGGACAGUGACGAUGACACACUGCCAAAUGCGACUCAGGCACUUCUUGAUGCUAUUCCCAAUCCCAAAUGGAGCGACUUACACCGGGCAAUGCAAGUUGAAAUCAUCGAAAACGUGAUGAAGCAUCAUUCAUGGAGACGUGUGUGCGAUCUUCUUGACCUUGGGGCAGACGAGCGAACGAAGUUCAUGGAGACUCUGGGUAUUCGCAACAAGCAGAUUGAACGAGAAAAUAAAAGACUUGAGCAAAUGCGACUGAAGCAGCGCAAUGCACUACUCAGCAUCGAUAACAGCGACUUGAAGCUUUUCGUGCCGCCGCCUCAAUUGGUGUUGAAAAAGAUCGCCAGAGAAACGACUCGGAAGCUGGUGCUCACCAAAUACACCGACCUCUUGAUGUGCCAAGCUCAUGAUGUCCUGAAAGCCAGGCAGUACUUGCAUCAGCAUGGACUUCCUCGGAGAUAUGCUGGCGACUGGGGAGACAGCCUGGUGGUACUGCGAGAGUCUGAGGACAGCCCCCAUGAGCCUGACAAGUUUGAGUGGGCAGAAGACCUGGAAAUCACCCCGCCCCCAGAUGGGAACGAGAAUCAAAUGGAGCCUUCCCACAAUCCAAGCAGCAGUGUCAAGGCCACAUUCAUUCAAAGCGCUGGCAUCAGUGGUACAAUGAACCCAAAGGAUCUAUUACGACACAGCAGUGACCCGCAACCAAUCCCGGACUGGAGCAAAUAUUUUGAACGGAACCCAAACUCUUCGUGGAACACCGAUAGGCCCCGGCAUGGGGGAUUUGUCAGGCUUCAUAUUGGUCCAAAUAGAGCGGCGCAGAUCCAACAAUAUGAUCGGACUGGUAUUAGACCUCAAGAACGGCCCGUGUAUAUGGGAUCACCAAGACCGAGCUUGCAGUCAUCACCUCUACCAGAAAACCCCCAAGAUACACCAUCGAAGCCACCGCGGAAGGGCACUGCCCAGCCAAGGUUCCUAAAACCUGCCAAGCCUUUCAGCAGGGUCCUUACUGAGGACUGGCCCCCGAAAGAUCGCGGACCAUCUGAGAGCCAAGCUAGAUUUAGUCAUAGCAUGCAUCAGGCUAGGCUUGAAAAGAUGGAGGUUAGAGCAAAGGAGAUGCGUCGACGGUACAGCUUGCAGCCCGGCCUGCGCGUCGAUGGCGUCGGUGCUGGAAUCAAUUUUGCAGAUCGAGAUCCUCAGCUAACUUCCAGGAGCCAACCCCGUCCUGUGAGUCGGCCACGUUCUUUGAAUCAGUCACGUCGUUUGAAUCAGCCACGCGCUUCGAACCAUUCACGCCCUCGGAGUCAGCCAGUGGAAGCAAACUUGCCUUCAAAUUUAGAAGAUCUACCCUCGAACUUUUUCUCCCGCGCACACCGUGGAAUGACAAUGGGAGACUUUGACCAAAUGAUGAGUGAAUUCAUUUGCUUCGAGCCUAUCGUGCCACCAGAAGAAAGCGAGCCCGAGCAGACCGAGGAAGAAGCUGCCGAGAAUCUUGACGACCAGGAAAGUUCCGAUGUCAGCUCACUCACCGAUCUAUCCAUGGAUGAUGUGAUGCUGGUGCCGACGGAUGGAUGUUCCCCUUCACUGUAG
This is a messenger RNA of Penicillium paradoxum, 2085 nucleotides long. RefSeq lists its product as uncharacterized. The transcript is spliced from 2 exons. The record is from RefSeq and is a predicted model, not a curated record. Bases 1 to 2085 code for a protein of 694 amino acids. Lineage: Eukaryota; Fungi; Ascomycota; Eurotiomycetes; Eurotiales; Aspergillaceae.